Messenger RNA from Onthophagus taurus, 1268 nucleotides. Its product is annotated as protein amalgam. Gene Ontology annotation, cellular component: neuron projection membrane. The record is from RefSeq and is a predicted model, not a curated record. Gene Ontology annotation, biological process: synapse organization. Lineage: Eukaryota; Metazoa; Arthropoda; Insecta; Coleoptera; Scarabaeidae.
AUUCUCAUCGCAGUUUUGCCCCGCGAUGUCUGCAGGAACGAGGCACGUGCGUAUACUACAUACGUGUCGACGACUCAGGCGACGUCGUAUCAACUAAAGUUACAAGUUAAAAGCAAAUUUUUUUUAGUGUAAAUUUUGUGAAAUGAUUGUGUUUGUUGAAAAAAAUCACCUAAUAUUUAUAAUUAUUUUGUGUACCCUUAAAAUAAAGUUAAAUGAACGUUUUUAUAAGUGAACAUUAUUAUAGACAUGAUUGUCGUUAUCUCCAAUAAUUUUUCAUCGAUUUUAUUCAAGUUGAUACAAUUUUGGAUGAUUAUCAACUUGUUGAAUCCAUUGUUAGCUGGAUACGCUUGGACCAAGAAUAGAUUGAACAUUGAAGAAAGUCAAGUAGAAGUUGUUCCGGAAUUUGAUGAGAGUGCUUUAAAAGAAAUUCACGCCAUCGUAGGACAAACUAUUGUCUUGCCUUGUACAGUUAGAAAUUUAGGAGAUAAAGUGGUCUCUUGGAUACGCAAGAAAGACCUCCACAUUCUAACUUCUGGACCUAUUUCUUUUACUGCUGAUAAUCGAUUUGAAGCUUUGUACAGUAACGUUGAUUUUUGGGGUUUAAGAAUACGGGGGGUUAAAUUAUCUGAUAUGGGUCAAUACGAGUGCCAAGUUAAUACUGACCCUAAAAUUAAUUUUGCAAUGAAUCUUAGCGUUUCUGAUGUAGGUAUGAGAGAUGCGGUAGAUAUCAACACAAAAUACGCCUACGUAGCUUCGAUAAAAGGGCCUAAAGAAGUGUACGUUAGGGUGGGUUCUCCGGUAACUUUUACAUGUGAAAUAGUUUCUCAAACCGGAGCUCACGACAUGUUCUUCCCAAAGCCGAGGGUUAAAUGGUUGUACGAAAGCAAGGAGAUUACACAUGAGCUCGAUCGUGGUGGAAUAUCGGUUGAUACUGAUUACAGGGAUCGAAAAGUGACCAGUAGAUUAAGAGUUGCUGUUGUUACAACGAAAGACGGUGGUCUUUACGCGUGCACUCAAGCAGCAACUUUGGGGGAUUCUGUCAGGCUGAUAGUCGUAGAGGCUGAACAUUCCGAGGCGAUGCAAAGGGAUUUUCCUGUUGCCGCGGGAAAUACAGCAUCAACUCCUUCCGGUACGGUUGUCAUCUCGAUUUUGCUUUGUUUCCUCGUCCUGUUCAACAUUCUACUCUUGUCCGAAGACAAAAGUUAGUGAAAUAUUUUAUGUAUAAUUCCCCCGAAUUAAAAAAAGACUGUAUUUGUAUUUUAAUUUUA